Messenger RNA from Hypoxylon trugodes, 6970 nucleotides. Its product is annotated as DUF1744-domain-containing protein. Gene Ontology annotation, cellular component: epsilon DNA polymerase complex; nucleus. Gene Ontology annotation, molecular function: nucleotide binding; DNA-directed DNA polymerase activity; single-stranded DNA 3'-5' DNA exonuclease activity. The record is from RefSeq and is a predicted model, not a curated record. NCBI's taxonomy places the organism in Eukaryota, Fungi, Ascomycota, Sordariomycetes, Xylariales, Hypoxylaceae. Gene Ontology annotation, biological process: mitotic cell cycle; DNA replication proofreading; nucleotide-excision repair, DNA gap filling. The transcript is spliced from 3 exons. Bases 1 to 6741 code for a protein of 2246 amino acids.
AUGCCUAAUACAUCUUUACGACGUCCUCAAAAGGGCUAUGCUCGCCGAGGUGGCAAGCAAGCUUACCAUGGAGGGAAUCGGACUCGAACGUUCGCUGCCUCGACUACGCGCACCGAGGCCACAUCCGCGGACGAGAAAGCAGAACGAACGUUACUAGCACAGCAAAUUGACGAGUCAAUGGGUUUUGCCAGAUAUGAAUCAGGUCGAAGAAAAGAGGGUUGGCUUGUAAAUGUUCAGCCGACAACCGUAGCGCUCGACGACGACCGAAGUCCUGGUGGCAGAGCAGCAUUGGACUGCUACUUCAUCGAGGAAGACGGCCAAACAUUCAAAGCUACUAUCGAGUAUGAGCCAUACUUCGUAAUUGCAUGCCGAAGAGGAAGGGAAAGCGAGGUCGAGGAAUGGCUGAAACGUGUACCCGGCGGCGGCGUUGUACGUAGUGUCAAGCGAGUCGAGAAAGAAGAUUUAUCUAUGCCGAACCAUCUUCUCGGCUAUAGAAGAACAUUCCUCGAGCUACGGUUUAGAAAUGUACAGGAUUUAAUGACUGCGAGGAGGGAUAUCAUGCCCAUAGCGGAGAAGAACAAGAAGUCGAUGGGCACGGUUGAUGUUUAUGCAGAGGUUGCUUCCGAACAAGCAGGAUUCGACCUUUUUGAUGAUUCACGAGACGACGAUAGACGACAUAAUGCUUCAUUUGCGGACGCUAGCGACUACAUUGUUGAUAUUAGAGAGUACGACGUUCCGUACCAUGUAAGAGUAAUGAUAGAUAUGGACAUCCGAGCAGGAAAAUGGUAUUUCGUGGAAGUAAAGCACGGUGUCACUACGAUGACCCUUAAUGAAGAACACAUCGUUCAAGCAGACCCCGUAGUAAUGGCUUUCGAUAUCGAAACGACCAAAGCCCCCCUGAAAUUCCCCGACGCCGCGAUAGAUCAGAUUAUGAUGAUGUCGUAUAUGAUCGACGGACAAGGUUUUCUUAUAACGAACCGAGAGAUGGUCUCGGAAGACAUUGCUGAUUUCGAAUACACCCCGAAACCCGAAUACCCUGGACCGUUUAUGAUUUUUAACGAACCCAAUGAGAAGGCCGUGAUAGAGCGAUUCUUCUCCCAUGUAAAGGAAGCACGACCGACAGUCAUUGCGACUUAUAACGGUGACUUUUUCGAUUGGCCGUUUGUGGAGGCAAGAGCGAGUAUCAAUGGUAUUGAUAUGUACCGCGAGAUAGGGUGGAAGAAAGAUAGCGAGGAUAUCUACAAGUGCACAUAUGGCGUCCAUAUGGAUUGUUUAGCAUGGGUCAACCGAGAUUCUUACUUACCACAGGGAAGUCGAGGUUUAAAAGCAGUUACAGUUGCUAAACUAGGUUACGACCCUGACGAACUCGAUCCCGAACUCAUGACACCGUAUGCGAACGAGAGACCCCAGACCUUGGCAGAAUACUCAGUUUCUGAUGCCGUUGCUACCUACUAUCUCUACAUGAAGUACAUCCAUCCCUUCAUCUUCUCGUUAUGUACUAUUUUGCCUCUUGGAGGUGAUGAUGUGCUGCGAAAGGGAACGGGUACUCUAUGUGAGAUGUUGUUGAUGGUGCAAGCAUACCAGCACGAGAUCAUAUUACCGAAUAAACACAUGUCGCCCAAAGAAUCAUUCUGGGAUGGGCACUUACUAGAAGCUGAGACCUACGUUGGUGGUCACGUCGAGAGUAUCGAAGCAGGCGUGUUUCGAGCGGAUAUUCCGGUCAAUUUUGUUGUUGACCCAGGAGCUAUCGAUGAAUUACUUGGCGACUUAGACGCGGCUCUCAAAUUCGUUAUUGAGAUCGAGGAAAAGAAGUCACUGGAUGAUGUCACGAAUUACGACGAAGUUAAGCAGCAAAUAGCGGCGCGGUUAUUGCAACUCAAGGAAACUCCGAAUCGAAAUGAGAGACCCCUGAUUUAUCACUUGGAUGUCGCAUCUAUGUACCCGAAUAUUAUGACGACAAAUCGAUUACAGCCAGAUUCUAUGAUUCAGGAAUCGGACUGCGCUGCCUGUGAUUUCAACCGUCCUGGAAAGACAUGCGAUAGAAGAUUACCCUGGGCUUGGAGAGGUGAAUACCUACCUGCGAAACGAGAUGAAUACAAUAUGAUUCGGCAUGCACUCGAAAACGAAAAAUUACCUAGCAAACGACCCGGCGGCCCGAUGCGAACUUUCCAAGACCUACCUGAAGAUGAGCAAGCAGGCCUAGUGAGGAAGCGAUUGCAGCUAUACAGUCAAAAAGUCUACCACAAAAUCCGUGAUCAAACGACUAUUGUCCGAGAGGCCAUUAUCUGCCAACGAGAGAAUCCUUUUUACAUUGACACUGUAAGAGAUUUUCGAGAUCGGCGAUAUGAUUAUAAAGGAAAGGCAAAAGUUUGGAAGGGCAAGACCGAGUCCCUAAAAUCCUCUGGAGCUUCAGGCACAGAAGUUGACGCUGCGAAGAAAAUGAUCGUUCUUUACGAUUCCCUUCAACUUGCGCAUAAGGUCAUUCUGAAUUCCUUCUACGGAUAUGUCAUGCGAAAAGGAUCGAGAUGGUAUUCUAUGGAAAUGGCUGGUGUAACGUGUUUGACUGGUGCGACAAUCAUUCAAUUGGCGAGAUCGCUGGUUGAGCGACUUGGUCGACCUCUAGAACUGGAUACUGAUGGUAUCUGGUGUAUGUUACCUGCAACGUUCCCCGAGAACUUCGCUUUCAAGAUGAAGAACGGAAAGAAAUGCGCUAUUUCGUACCCUUGUGUGAUGUUGAAUCAUCUUGUCCACGCCAAAUUCACAAAUCACCAAUACCAGACAUUAGUCGACCAGAAAACAUUUAAAUACGAAACGCAUAGCGACAAUUCCAUCUUCUUCGAGGUCGAUGGCCCCUACAAGGCUAUGGUCUUACCUACUUCGAAAGAAGAAGACAAGAACUUGAAGAAGCGAUAUGCUGUCUUUAACGACGAUGGCAGUCUUGCUGAACUCAAGGGAUUCGAAGUCAAGCGAAGAGGUGAAUUGAAGCUUAUCAAGAUCUUCCAACAGCAAAUUUUCAAAUUCUUCUUGGAGGGGACCACUUUAACCGAGUGCUAUGCCGCAGUAGCGAAGGUUGCGAAUAGGUGGCUGGAUGUCCUGACUAGCAAGGGUUCAACGCUCGCUGAUGAGGAACUCAUUGAUCUUAUUUGCGAAAACAGAAGUAUGUCUAAGACUCUUGAGGAGUACGGUAGUCAGAAGUCUACUUCCAUUACGACAGCAAAGCGUCUAGCGGAGUUCUUGGGUGAGCAGAUGGUUAAAGAUAAAGGUCUCAACUGCAAGUACAUUAUCUGCGCCAAACCCCGAGGCGCCCCUGUCACUGCGCGCGCUGUACCAGUUGCCAUCUUCUCAGCCGCGCCGGAAAUCAAGCGGACAUAUUUAACAAAAUGGCUAAAGGAGGAACCAUCUGACACUGACCCCAGGGCGUUGCUAGACUGGGACUACUAUCUUGAACGUCUUGGUUCAGUCAUUCAGAAGCUAAUCACCAUCCCGGCUGCGCUGCAGAAAGUCCGCAAUCCAGUCCCACGAGUGCCUCACCCGGAUUGGCUCCAACGACGAAUCAAUAUCAAGGAUGAUAAGAUGAAGCAGAAGAAGUUGACCGAUCUCUUCACGAAUACUAAGGGGCCCCUGGAAGAUAUAACGAAUCUUACAGGCCCGAGGCUAGAUGAUCUCGAAGAUUUCGGUGCGAAGUUACUUAAGCCAAAGAGUACGACUGCAGCCAUUACCGCUUCGCAGCAAAUGACGACACCAACGAAGCGCAAAUCACCUGAACCAGAAAAGGAGAGCCUUGAUCCCUUCGCCGCACUACCAAAGGAGAUGCCAAACCCAUCAGAAGAUUAUCCUGCCUUCCUAGAAUACCAAAAGAAGAAGUGGAAGAUCCAAAAGCAGGCACGAAUCCGUCGUCGCCAUCUGUUCGGUGAUCGUCGUGGAAACAUGAAUGGCAAUAUCCAGAACACAUUCCGUCAGCAGGCGGCAGUUACCUUCAAGAAUACUUGGCAAUUGCUUCAGCUUCGAGCGACAGAUAACCCUGGUGUAGUGACGGCAUUUGUCUUGAUUGAUGCAAAGGUUCAUUCACUUAAGGUCAAAGUCCCGCGACAAGUUUUCCUAAAUCUCAAGGGCAAAGACUUACCCGAUAUUGAAGUCGAAGACUGCGAAGUGGAGCAGGUCUAUCAUACCUUGCCCAAUGGACAUCCUUCCACACACUUGUUCAAGAUCACUGUGCCUGAGGACGUUUAUUUCGCUCAAGCUGAGAAGUUCUCGCUGCUAUUCAAUCACCCUAGCGUCGAAGGCGUAUAUGAAAAGCAAGUGCCGUUGAAUAUGCGAGCAAUGCUUCAGCUUGGAAACUUGUGCAUCAUUGACGAGAGCCAACCUGGUGUACUAGGAAAGGGUCUAGAGCAAGGUUUCGACCUCAACGGUUUAAUCAAGCCAAUGAAGCCCAAGACAUACUUGGAUUCCAAUCCACUUGCAUAUCUCUACAUAUCACAUAUCACUGCAGGCGAGAGGCAGAUCUUUGGUCUAUUUUCCUCGACAAGCGAUCAGGCCAAUAUUGUUAUUCUCCAAAAGAACAAAGAUUCUGGCCAGGACUUGCCUAACGUUACCAAGAUUUAUACCGAAAUGUUUACGAGGCGACGACAAGAAGCAGAAGGUACCAAUUGGCAAGACUGCUUCUUAUACCAAGAAAAGCUGAACUUCAAGGUUACACAAGUGACAACUCGGAGAAGAGCCCACCUCGAAAUUGGAGACCUCGUUAAAAAGAUAAAAAAGGACGAGCUGAAACCACUUAUGCUUGUAAUCCAGUCAUCACAACAAAACUUGCUUGUGCAUGAUGUGCCUAUCCUUGCCGAAUUCCCCAUUCUCCCACUACGCUAUGACCAAGCCGAUAGCUCACUUCCACCUCUCGGCUGGCAAUCUGUUGUCGCAAAACGCCUCGUUUCGCAUUAUCUUAAUCUUGGUUCGUGGAUUUUGCAUCUUACAGCACUGGCAAGAUAUGGCGAUAUACCACUUUGCAAUUUGGAACGGGACGACCCUAGAUUCCUUAUUGAUGUCGCAUAUGCACGCCGUUUACAACUGAAUAAUGUUGUUUUAUGGUGGUCACCAGGGCCAAGGCCAGAUCAUGCUGGUUAUGAACAAGAUGAUGUGACUGGUCCUCUUGAUAACGUAUCAAUGCCAUCAAUCAAUACUCCCGGCACGUAUGCAUCGGUUUGCAUCGACCUAGAAGUUCGCAACCUCGCCAUCAACACCAUUCUCACGUCUUCUCUUAUCAAUGAACUUGAAGGCGCAGAUUCCAUUUCUUUCAAUCCCGCCGCAGACCCUGCACCGUCGGAUGGUACUGAAGUCCUUCAUUCAGAGAAUGCAUUCGCCAACGCAGGUGUCUUGGUACUGCGCGAAAUGGUUAAGUCUUGGUGGGCGGAAGCAUGCAAAGGCAGUCCUAUGGCCGACAUUCUAGUCCAACACUUGGUGCGAUGGGUCGAAUCUCCCGAUUCAUUCAUGUACGACCGAGCGCUUCAUUACUAUGUGCAGAUGAUGAGUCGCAAAGCUUUACUCCAGCUCAUGGCAGACUUCCGACGUGUUGGUUCCCAAGUCAUUUUCGCGAACUCGAAUCGACUGCUCCUACAAACUACAAAAUCCGAAGUAGGCAACGCGUAUGCAUACAGCCAGUACAUCCUCAAGAGUAUCAAGAGCAAGCCGCUAUUCCACUUCAUUGACCUUGAUAUUAAGGAGUACUGGGAUUACCUUGUAUGGUAUGAUGAAUUCAAUUACGGUGGCAAGGCAUGCCAGGAAGUCGUCGAAGCCGAACAACAAAGCCUUCAGACUAUCAUGAAUUGGCAGAUGAAGACUUUCCUACCCCUUCGACUACAUGAUACAUUCCAACAUUGGGUCGUUGAGUUUAUUCAACUCAUGCACAGCCUCAAGCGCCCCCUAUCCGUGAACGGGGCUCCCGAUGCAACGCCGCGUCUUACUCAAUUGCCCUUAAGGAACGGUUCCCAAGGCGAAGACAACGAUUUACAAGUUAUCAUUGGCAAGGCCUUCGAAAAGCGACUCAAGAAAGAAAUCCGAUCUCUCGUGUCAACCCAAGCUCGUGAAUUACUGCACCCAGAACUUGCAUCCGACUGGUCAUUCCCUGUUCUACCAGGUAGCCACAUUAAGAACAUGCACAAUCGCAACGCUGUACUAGAGCUCGUCAAGUCACUCAUGCAAGUCUUAUGCCUCGACAAGAACAUCACGAUGGAAGCGCGUCUACUCCGAAAAGAGUUACUAGCAUUAUUCGAAGUGCGCGAAUUCAGUAAAGAAGGUGCAUUCAUGAACCCAAGUGAAAGCCUCAAACUACCGCAGUGGAGCUGUCCCGAGUGCACGCUCGCGCGCGACUGGGAUUUGUGUCGUGAUGAAGCCCUACUACCGGAUCUAGACGUAGGAGGCGAGGCAGAGAUACGUCGUGCGGCUGCGGCUAAGGUAUGGCGGUGUCCGUUCUGCGAGGUGGAACUUGAGAGGUUGCGCAUUGAGGAGCGCCUACUGGCUGAUGUAGAGGCUAUGGUUACCGAGUGGGUUACCCAGGAUCUCAAGUGUGAGCGAUGCGGCAGCGUUCGUUUGAAUGAUCUCAUGGAGCACUGCACCUGCAGUGGUCCGUGGACUGAGAGUGUUCGUAGGGAUGAGGUGAUUAGGAAGUUAGGCGUAUACCAGGGCGUUGCGAAGUGGUAUGGUCUCAGGAUGCUGGAGAGUCUCGUCGCGGAGGUGCUUGGGGGUUUGUGAUGGGCAUGUUUAUAGUGACAGGAGAAGGAUUGGUUAUAAUAGCUUAUGAAGAGCAUUUCACGGCGUUGGCAUGGAGCUUAAGGUUAAGGGGCAUCAUACAUAACAUUUUAAUGGCGAUUCUUAUUGAUUGUUGCACGAUGACUAUAUGACUACGACCCCCUAUUUUUACCCCUUAUACUCUUGAAUAGAGAUGUAAUUCAUGAAUGUAAAUAGACCACCCGCCUAUUUA